CUCUGGUGUGGCUUGUGGAAAACGAUUUCGUUUUAUAAUUUAAUUAAAAGUCCUUGUCUUGCUUCAUCAAAAUAUACGCAAAGUUGUCGCGGAUACUGUACAUCUAUCAACCUUGGGCUAUGAAUGGCGCGCUUUUACCAUAGCUGUGGCGAUUGAGCAUAUCAGCGGACGUAAAAUUCGCUUCUUGUUUCUCCUAAAAAUAUGGCUCAUCCACUCGAUUAUCUGUUCAGUGAAAGUGGUGCCGUGGAAGACGAAAACGAUGGGGUGAUUCCGUCCGAAGAAGAACUUCCGGAAGGGGACGGAGAAGCUGACAACGACGACGAAGCUGGUGGCCCAUCCAAACCAGUGCAGGUGGAGGUAAAGAAAAAAACCACCAAACAUCCCCGUAACAUGCUGAACGAAGCUAAACUGUGUGGCCCCCGUGGAAUAAUCGCCCUGAAAGACCAUUUCAAAGAUUUUAAAUUCCACGGCAAAGGCCACGAAGCGUCCGAUCUGAACAGACUGAUGCGCCACUACGAACACUGGGCACAUCGGCUGUAUCCGAAAUUUCACUUCGACGAUUGCAUGGCCAAGAUUGAGAAGCUAGGUCACAAAAAGCAGGUGCAGAUGUACAUGAACAAAUACCGAACGGGGCUGUUGCAGCAGGAGCUGGACGAGGCGGCCGCCGUACAUAGUGAGGACGAGCUGGAUGACAAUCAAAUGAACCAACCGCUCGAUCCGUUGGACAGCAUGCUAGAGGAGCAGAUUGCUCGAUCACGGGGUCGAACAUCGGUUGGAAACACAUCCGGCAUUGAUAACAUCUUGGAAGACACCAGGUUUGAUGCGCUUAGACAAGAUAAAGUGAACUAUCAGCCCACAGACAAUGGUGAUAUCCAUGCGAAUGCUUUGAAAGACACUCAACAGACGGCCAAAUCACCUUCAAUCAACGAUGAAAUUCGUGCGAAAAUAGAAGCAAACCGAUUGAGGGCACUAGAGCUACGAAAAGCUCGCAUGCUAUCCCAAUCGCAGAACACUAACGAAAUGGAAAACACAGAAAAUGAAACCUCCUCUUUGGCGCCCGAAUAGUGAAGAAAUUCU
Molecule: messenger RNA, 1077 nt
Organism: Anopheles funestus (African malaria mosquito)
Lineage: Eukaryota; Metazoa; Arthropoda; Insecta; Diptera; Culicidae
Product: protein TIPIN homolog
Exons: 1
Coding region: 202-1065 (287 amino acids)
Biological process (GO): DNA damage response; replication fork arrest; DNA replication checkpoint signaling
Cellular component (GO): nucleus; replication fork protection complex
Molecular function (GO): DNA binding
Source: RefSeq, a predicted model, not a curated record